UUCCGUCUGAUCGUUCAGUGGAAUUCUCAUGGAUAUGACAUCGCUAAGGUGUUUGGUCCGAAGCUGACGUCGGUGUCUCCGGUGUGGCUUCAGCUCAGACGGAGGGGACCAGAGAGCUUCCACGUCACCGGUCUUCAUGACCAUGAUCCCGGUUGGGUCAAAGCUGUGAGGAAGGCCAAUAAAAAAAACAAAAUACUUCCUCGGCUGUUGUUUGAUGGAUGGUCCUAUCAGGACUACAUGAGUGUUCUGGACAGCGAGGAUGAGAUGGAGGAGCUGGGUCGAGAGGCGCUGGAAGUGGCAAAGGCUGAAGGGUUUGAUGGUUACACACUGGAGUUAUGGAGUCAGCUUGGAGGAAAUAAGAGAAAAGAACUGGUGCACCUGGUCACACACCUGUGUGAGACUCUGAAGGCUGGGAAGUUAACCUGCGUGCUGGUCAUCCCUCCUUCAGUUGCACCGGGCUCUGGUCAGCCUGGCAUGUUUGGACCGGAGGAUUUUGAGAAACUGGCUCCAGUGGUGGACGCGUUCAGUCUGAUGACGUAUGAUUACUCUGGACCGGGCAGGUCAGACACACACACACACACACACACAAUUUCUUGUUUCAGAAGUAAUGGAUUGAGGCAUGUUGUUUACUACCCCACUUUAAAGUUUCUCCAGCUUCAUAUCGCCUUGGCAGCUGAACUGGGAACAGGAAUUUCCUUGUGGGAACUGGGACAAGGCCUGGACUAUUUCUACGAUCUUUUGUGACCCGUUCGACUGUGACCUGACCUCCGUCUGUCUGAUUUGCUUCCAAAUAAUAAAGUGCAAUUUAAUAAAGCACUUCAGAUAUUUAUGACAACACUGUUGUUGAGCAUGCCAAUAAAAUUAUUUUUAAUUAC
Messenger RNA from Sinocyclocheilus grahami, 875 nucleotides. Its product is annotated as chitinase domain-containing protein 1. NCBI's taxonomy places the organism in Eukaryota, Metazoa, Chordata, Actinopteri, Cypriniformes, Cyprinidae. Gene Ontology annotation, molecular function: oligosaccharide binding. Gene Ontology annotation, cellular component: endomembrane system. The transcript has 8 exons. The record is from RefSeq and is a predicted model, not a curated record. Gene Ontology annotation, biological process: carbohydrate metabolic process. The annotation marks the transcript as partial.